CGGAGCCGCAUCACAGCAGGUAGAAUAGUUCCGGGAUUAUUUUUUUAAACACACACACUCACACGCGCUCGUGUUUGUGAUAUCAAACCGCGUUCGCGUGAGAUUCCUUCAGUGUUGUUGUUUGACUCCUCGCGGGUCCGGACUGGUGUGUCUCUGUGUGUGUGUGACUGCAUGUGUGCGUGGAGGACGACUUUGCCAUGGCUGCGACACCAACUUGUUGAUGUUGCCAUUGAAGUUGAUGACAUUCAGGAAUGUGAAGAUGCCAAAUCCUGUCGCCUCCCUCUCUACGGAAACGCUCAUCUCCAAAACUUUCUCCUUGGACAUCUUUUCCACCAGCGUACUCCCCACAGACCCCUUCCCAGCGGCCGGCUUCAACGCCACCAUCGGCAACUUCAGUGGGAUCGGAGUCCUCCGCUGCACCUAUAAGGAAGAUUUUAAACGUAUUCUGCUCCCUGUCGUUUACACGCUUGUUUUCCUGCUCGGCCUUCCUCUCAACUCCGCUGUCAUACUGAAGAUAUGGAGGACGAGGCCCAAUCUGUCCAGGAACAACAUCUACAUGCUCAACCUGGCCAUAGCCGACUUUCUGUAUGUGAUGUCACUUCCUCUACUCAUCUACAACUACGGCAGCCAUGACUACUGGCCUUUCGGGGAGUUUGCCUGUAAGCUGGUCAGGUUUCAGUUCUACAGUAAUCUACAUGGCAGCAUCCUCUUCCUCACCUGCAUCAGCGUGCAGCGCUACGUGGGCAUCUGCCAUCCUCUCGUGAUGUGGCACAAGCGGGGCAGUCGCAAGUUGACGUGGUGCGUCUGCGGAGGGGUUUGGCUGGUCGUCGCCAUCCUGUGCGCACCCACGUUUUACUAUGCCGAGACGGGAAUCCAGCGCAACCGCACUGUGUGUUACGACUUAAGCCCGCCGAAGCUCUCAUUGGCCUACUAUCCUUACGGUAUGGCUCUGACCUUCUUCGGCUUCUUGUUGCCUUUCAUGGGCGUGAUGGCGUGCUACUGCCGGAUGGCCCACAUCCUCUGUCGCCCAGUGUCCUACCAGGGUGUCUCCAUGGCGAGUGCGGAUAAGCGGGACACGGCGGUGAGGAUGAUCAUCUUGGUGGCGGUGGUUUUCUGCAUAAGCUUCCUGCCGUUUCACCUCACCAAGACCAUGUACCUGGUGAUACGCACCCUGCCCAACGCGCCGUGCGACACCAGGAACUUGUUCUCAAUCAUCUACAAGAGCACCAGGCCGUUCGCCAGCAUGAACAGCUUUCUGGACCCAAUCCUGUUCUACUUCACGCAGCCGCGGUACCGGCAGAGCACCCGGAGGUUUGUGCUCAGAGUCACCACACUCAGGGAAAAAGGCACGAGUGUGUGAGCGAACUUCCAGUCAAACUCUGCAGCAGGACUGGUGGUUCACCAGUGAUGGAUCCUAGGAUUCUGCUAAGACUUUAUUUUCACUGUAACGAUGAAGUUCACCUUCCUCAGAGGAACUAAUGGAUUUAGAGACACUUGUUUAUCUUUUAAGUCGUGACUUGCAGUAUAGGAAUGUCGCACUAUGAGCGAUAAACAUAAACUAAGAAAAGCAGGAGGACAAAAAGAAUCAUUUCCUGCUCCUAAGUAAACCCCUUGUAUUUGGGCCACUUAAAUGGGAAAACAUUUCAAGAAUCAAAAAUGGUGAUAUCCUGAGAGUAAAGUCAUAAUUUAACAAGAGGAAAGUCGUAUUACGAGAAUAAAGGGAAAAACAUUUUCUUUAGAAAAUAAGUAGCAAGGCCACUCUGUCCUUGUUGGAAUUUUUCUCCAUCUGGAUCCAAAACUUGAACCAAUCUCAAUGUUUGUUUACAAACAACCUCUUUGUCACAGAUGUCGUGAUCAAAGCAGUCGACCACGAACAAACAUUUCCUCCUCCACAAAAUAUGCAAUUUUCCCUCCAGUCUCUGUGGUUCUUUUUCAGAAUAGACACAGGUUAAGCCUAACCGCCCCACAGUCAUGAACUGUGGUUAAUUUAGUUUUCCCGAUAAGUGGCACCUAAUACCCAUAUACAUAUAUAUAUAUAAAUAUAUUCAUAGUCCAUCACCCUUACACCACUCACUUUUAAUAUUUUUUUCUUUUCAUGUUUGUUUCUCACUGUGAAGUGUACAGUAAAGAUACACACGCUCCUCUCCCCCAGCAGGUCUCCACAGGUAUAUAGGACUUACAUGUGAUGUGGAGGUGGAGAUGUACAUAGUGAAGGAGAGAAGAACUAAUUUAAUUUUGGGGAUAAAAUCCACAGUCGUCGCUGAGCCAUGUAAAAUGCUCAGAGUGACUGUCAAUGUUUAAGACUGCAGGUUGUACAUGAGGUACCUGUGUGUGGACAUUAAGAGGCACUGAGGAGAGACUCCCCUCAUGUUCAAAAAUGAAAUAUGUCGAAUGAGCUCUUUACAUUUAUAUGAAGGUUCCCCUGUUCCUUUCUUUUAUAAAUGACAUGAUUCUACAUUGUCCAAGCUUUAGUGCAUGUAAUUGCAUAUUGUAACAACUAGAUGGCGUGUGCACCUCACUACUGUUUCACCACUGCACUGAAAAGUAGGACUUCACAGCAGUUUGGGGCAAACUGAUGUCAUCAAGACUGGUGUCCAACUUAUGACACAAAAUAUAUUCUGUCAAUGCAUUUACAUUUUUUCAUCAAUGUGUUGUUGAGUAAACAGAGAAAAUCCUUUUUAAAUGUGUGUGCCAACAGAGGUGUUUACACACUAAUACAUAACCUACAUACAUAAUCCUUAAUUAUAAAAAUAAUUCACAAAGAGAUAAAACAUUUGAUUUAUCCACACUGGCAUCAGCAAAAUUAAGGUACAAGCUGCCGAUAUCCACUUCCUGUCAACAUGUGAAUUAGGAUUUCUGUUCCAAUACAUCAGCUCUGUGGAUGGAUGUCAGGUCUUAUACAGAUGAUAGAGUAGAGUAGUGAUAAUAGGGAAUAGAGAGAUUUUUAUAAAGAAUGUAUGUAACUUGAAAGUAGACCUCUAGUGUGCAUGUGGCAUGUGUAGUACUUAUACUGUUUCUGUAACCCGAUACAUUACAGUCCAAAUCUGUUUACAUGAUGGAAAACUUUCAACUAUAUCCUUCCCCCAUUUGUUUCAGAUGUUCUAAGUUACUGAGUUACUGAGUUUAUGAUUUGAUCUGUAGUUCAUGAAAUGAAUAUACAGUAAAUGUAAUGUAAAUUAAUGUUUCUUCUAAUUGCAUUUUGCAGGAGCUUAAUGUUAAUUUAAAUCAUUAUAAUUUUCUAUAUUUUACUAGAGCUUAUUUUUCCACUUACUAUUGGAUGUCGUCUUUCAGAAAUGGGAUUUAGUGGAAUAUUUUCCUGUUGCUUCUCUCGACAGCUGAAUCCUUUGUCCCUGGGCUGUUGUUAAGUCCCAGACAAGCACCUUUUCACUCUUUGGUAAAGAGUUCUAUUUUCUUUGUGCAGUUUCUCCAUUAUUUUAGAAAUAGUCAGUCUGUGGUUCAUGAUGAGAUCUCAGCACUGCAGAAGUCUUAUUCCCAUAAAGAUGAGUAAACCUUGAACAAAUUUAAUCAGAUUUUGCACUACACGUAUAUUGUGUUAUUUAGCUACUACAUUUACUAUCAAGAUAAAUUAAAUCUGUUUAUAAAAUGUACUGUAGCAGGGUAGUUUAUUGCUGAACGUGGUCAUAUAAGUAAUUCAUUGGCUCUUUAUGAGCUACAUCUGGCUCUUCCAGCCACUAGACCGUGUCAUGUGGCCAUCUCAGAUUUUAAAAUGACCAGAAUAUACUAAAAUAAAUAAGGUACUACCUUAACAGUUCAAGUUAUCAAGUUCGAGUUGUACAUGUGUACAUAGGGAAACUAGAGUUGUGUUUGAGUUUUGCACCCAUGCUUUAAGAAGUGUUGCAAAAGUUGGUUUAAUGUGAACAUGUAAUUCCAGAUGCAGUGGACAUUUUGACCACAACACAAGGUUUUGUGUUUAAAUAUGUUGAUGUGUGUUUAUCUGUACAGUGUUAAUUUUCACUAAUGCGCUGAUAGACUGCACCAUUUAGUUUUUCUCUAUGGGGUCAUAUAUUUGUGAAAUGCAUUGUGUGUAUUUGUGUGUAUGUGUGUAUUUGUGUCAGUUUCGAUGUAUCCAGAUGUCUGUGUACUCUGUCAAAAUAUUUGUGUCAGUCAGUAUUAUUUAGAAAUUUCUUAUUUUUGUAAAAUACUUAAAGUCAGGAUUAGAUUUUUAUUUUUGUGACAUAGAGAUGAUUAUGUUGACGAUAACAUCUAUGUUUUCUCAUAAUUGAGUUUUUUUGUUGAGUUGUUGUAAAAUGUCCUCCUCGUUGUAAUGAUGUAAAACUUAUUGAAAACAGCCAUUAAAAAGUCAUGCAUACAUAAA
Platichthys flesus (European flounder) is the source of this 4336-nucleotide messenger RNA. RefSeq names its product P2Y purinoceptor 3. The coding region runs from base 221 to 1360 and encodes 379 amino acids. The record is from RefSeq and is a predicted model, not a curated record. Lineage: Eukaryota; Metazoa; Chordata; Actinopteri; Pleuronectiformes; Pleuronectidae. Gene Ontology annotation, molecular function: G protein-coupled ADP receptor activity; G protein-coupled UDP receptor activity; G protein-coupled UTP receptor activity. The transcript is spliced from 3 exons. Gene Ontology annotation, cellular component: plasma membrane. Gene Ontology annotation, biological process: cellular response to pyrimidine ribonucleotide; phospholipase C-activating G protein-coupled receptor signaling pathway.